Molecule: messenger RNA, 984 nt
Organism: Ricinus communis (castor bean)
Lineage: Eukaryota; Viridiplantae; Streptophyta; Magnoliopsida; Malpighiales; Euphorbiaceae
Product: F-box/FBD/LRR-repeat protein At5g56420
Exons: 3
Coding region: 1-984 (327 amino acids)
Molecular function (GO): protein binding
Source: RefSeq, a predicted model, not a curated record
AUGGUUUAUGAGAAAUUGUCAGCCUCAGAGUACACUACGGAAAGUAAGGACAGAAUCAGCAGUUUGCCAGAUGAGAUUCUUUGUCGCAUGAUGUCUUUUCUUACAACGAAAUAUGCAGUGGGAACAAGCAUUUUGUCUAGAAGAUGGAGCUACACAUGGACCUCCGUACCUGAUUUAGAUUUUGAUGAUACAUUAACUUCACAUGAUAGCGAGCAUUCAAACGAACUGUUGUUUGUGCAAUUCGUAAACAGAGUGCUGCUUCUUCACAGUGCUCCGAUUAAGAAAUUACGUCUUAAAGUAACCAGUAAUCUAGUUCAUAUUUUUAAGGAUGUAAAUUUAUGGAUUUGUGCAGCAAUUAUGCGUAAUGUCGAGGACCUUGAACUGGAUUAUUCUUCCCUUCAGCUACCCCAAAUCCUUUUUCGUUGCAAGACAAUAAAAAUCUUAAAGCUUCAUGCUGCAAUUGGCUUUAACCUUACCGGACUUGUAUGCCUUCCAGGCUUCAAGGUACUUCAUCUUCAAAAUAUGAGUGUUGCAAAUUUAGAGAAGAUCUUGCAUGGCUCCCCAGUUCUUGAAAAAUUAAUCGUUCGUAGAGAUCCUGGGGAUUGUUACGCCUUCACCUUGCAAGCCUUGUCAUAUACGCUGAAACGUCUUACAAUUCAUCAAACCAAGAUGAAAUCUAUAAUACACGGUUCUAAACAUAGAGUAGUUGUGAUUGCCCCAAAACUUGAGUUUCUCGAGCUUAAGGAUCAUCUGUCUGAAAAAGUUUACAUAACGAAGUUAUCGUCACCAGUUAAUACGAUUAUUGAUGUUAGCAAGUCCUCUGGGUUUCAGGUGUUAUGGCUUCUAAGAAAAAUUCCUAAACUCAGUGUUUUAAGCUUAUCGGCAGAUACUGUAGAGGCACUCUGUAUGGUAGCUGGUGACAGGUUUCCUUGGUUUCGCUAUUUGACUCGGUUGGAAGUGGGAGCUGAUGAAUUGGAUGGUUGA